UGAUAAUUUCUGCCAUAAUAAGAAUGGAUUUUCAUUAUUUGUGCGAUUUCUAUUUUUUUUAAUAUUAAGCUGUGUAUGCUGAUUACAAAAAUAUUUCAAAAGAUGAAAUUUCUAAUAUUAUUCGCUUUUGGAGCUCUGUUAGGAACAGUGCGCUGUGACAGCAAAUGUUUCAAUAAAAAAUUUACGAGAUGUGCUCAGAAUUACAUCACUGACAUUGAAAAAGUAUACAGUUCAUGUGAUACGCUGAAGCAGCAAGCAAGAUGUGUUUACUCUGCUGCUCUGGACUGUGAGACGGCUUUUAUUCCGGAAGCUUAUUGGCACAAGGACUCUGUGGUAGAAAUUUGUGAUAAAAAAAGCGAAUAUCUUGAGAAACAUAGAAAAUGUCUCGCAAAUGCCGUUAAGGGAGCAAACUGUCUGGAUAAAUAUAAGAACAUCAUGAAAGAUAAAAAAACUGCAAAAGAAAUCUUAGGAGGUCUCAAAGAGGUCUGCAAAGAAGGGAAUUGGUUCGGAAAAUGUAUGCAAGGAAACACCGAAGAUUUCUGUGGAGGGAUCCCUUCAGAUUACCUGUAUGACGGUAUUUUAAUUUACAUGAUCAAAUUGCAGAAGCUCCUAUGCUCUGAAGUCAUUCUCCCUGCAGACGAGAGUAUCCCAGAGUCGGUCAUUUUGGGACUCCCACGAUUCACAGAGCUCACCGUAGCUCUCCUGAACUUCCCGUGAGAGAUUGUGCCAAAUGUAAACGAAAUAAAUGUUUUAGA
Argiope bruennichi is the source of this 755-nucleotide messenger RNA. RefSeq lists its product as uncharacterized. The record is from RefSeq and is a predicted model, not a curated record. Bases 76 to 717 code for a protein of 213 amino acids. The transcript is spliced from 5 exons. NCBI's taxonomy places the organism in Eukaryota, Metazoa, Arthropoda, Arachnida, Araneae, Araneidae.